AACUUUUAAAUUGGAAUAUGUAGUUCAAUUAAAGAUUAAAAUAUCAUGUUAUUUUUCUCUAGAUUAGUGGAACGAUUCUUGAUGGAUGGCUAUAAACCACAUGAAUUAUCUACUUAUGCACUUACACUUUUUAGACAUAAGACAACACAUGAAGAUGAAUCACUUAUGAUUGAUUUUUGGGAUACGGCUGGACAGGAAAGAUUCAGUAGCAUGCAUCCAUCUUAUUAUCACCAAGCUCAUGCUUGCAUAUUUGUAUUUGAUGUUACCCGAAAAAUAACAUAUAAAAAUUUGUCAAAUUGGUAUAAAGAAUUAAGAGAAUAUAGACCAGAAAUUCCUUGUUUAUGUGCUGCAAAUAAAAUUGAUGUUGAUUAUGAUAUUACAAAGAAAAGUUUUCAGUUUCCAAAGAAAUAUGGAAUGCCAUUUUACUUUGUUUCAGCCUCUGAUGGUACAAAUGUUGUCAAACUGUUUAGAGAUGCCAUCAAGUAUGCUGUGCAAUAUAAGAAAAAUCCAACGGAUUUCGUAGACGAAGUUCUCCAGGAAUUAGAGAAUUUCGGCAGCGAGGACCCGUCCGACGAAGAGACUCCGUCCAAGAAAUAGUCACCCCACCGACCGCACUUCCGUCCGUCGGGUCGACUGCGGGCCGGACUCCUCUGCGGAAACAACUGCACACGGCCGGAAAUUUCCGAGGUCCGAAGCGAAGUUACGAGCCGUCCCGCGCAGAAGAGAGAGUGGUGAAAUCGCAAAUGUUUUGUUUACGAAGUUCUUAUGUAUGGUCCAUAGUUUGAAAUAUAUUUAUAUUGCGUUAC
Molecule: messenger RNA, 806 nt
Organism: Centruroides sculpturatus (bark scorpion)
Lineage: Eukaryota; Metazoa; Arthropoda; Arachnida; Scorpiones; Buthidae
Product: rab-like protein 2A
Exons: 7
Coding region: 46-597 (183 amino acids)
Cellular component (GO): endosome; Golgi apparatus
Molecular function (GO): GTP binding; GTPase activity
Source: RefSeq, a predicted model, not a curated record